Molecule: messenger RNA, 798 nt
Organism: Plenodomus lingam JN3
Lineage: Eukaryota; Fungi; Ascomycota; Dothideomycetes; Pleosporales; Leptosphaeriaceae
Biological process (GO): protein targeting to membrane; ubiquitin-dependent protein catabolic process via the multivesicular body sorting pathway; protein targeting to vacuole
Cellular component (GO): ESCRT I complex
Source: RefSeq, a predicted model, not a curated record
AUGGCGUACCAGUCUCCGCGCCACUCACAAGGCUUCUAUCCAUACGAUGCCUCCACCCCCCCUCCUCCCCCGCCCAAGCAUGCAAGUGGGACAGCAACACCAUCACAAUCACAGGGUCCACCGUUGCCUCCGCCUCCGCCUCUACCAGGACAGGGACCAUCCUAUGGGGAUCGGCAGCAACCUCCACAGGACCGUCCCGCAAGUUCAUCACAGACAAGAGAGCCCGAUCAGCCAGCCAUCCAACCGCCGCAAGAGGGUUGGUUGCCUGACUUGGUGAAAGACAAGUCAACCAAGGAUCUACAUCACAUACUGCAAACACCUGAGCUCCAGCAUGCAAUCCUACAUAACCCAGAGACUACCCAUCCCUCGGUGCCAGCAUCAACCGCCCCUUUGCAGGCUCUCCUUGCACAGAACAUUAGUCUAGCAGAGUCCCUAAAGCAGCUUGAAGCACAUGUCUUGCAUCAGCGCGAUGUCACGCAGUCGCGCCUACUGGCCAUGAGAGCGCUCGAACGCCAGUGGAAAGCCAAACAGACGGAGCAAGAUGAAGCACUGCGAGAUUUCAGUCCACCGGCGCUGUAUCAACGACUCAAUGCUGCAGUCAGCGAGCAAGAAGCGUUGUGUCGGGGGCUGGAAGAGAGCUUCCUCGAAGGCGAAGGCUAUGGUGGCGGUGAAGCCGUGGCCAGCGAGCGGGAGGUGGCGGACUUUGUUAGGAGGCUCCGAGAAGGCCGCAAGAUUGCAUAUCUCCGAGCAGAGAGGAAGGAACGGUGGGACGAGGGCCGAGUAGGCGGUUGGCGAUGA